Humulus lupulus (European hop) is the source of this 920-nucleotide messenger RNA. RefSeq lists its product as uncharacterized. NCBI's taxonomy places the organism in Eukaryota, Viridiplantae, Streptophyta, Magnoliopsida, Rosales, Cannabaceae. Bases 52 to 696 code for a protein of 214 amino acids. The transcript has 2 exons. The record is from RefSeq and is a predicted model, not a curated record.
UGGUAGUACACAAAGCAACACACACCGAUCCCAUUCCAACGGUCACUUUUUAUGUUUCUUUGCCUUUUGCUGCUUAAAAUAAGACCACCAUUCCCUUUCGCUUUUUAUCUUUUAAUCACUAACAGCACAAAAGCUAAAGAAAGCUUUGAAGAAGGAAGAAACAUUAUUAGCUUAAUCGUCAUAAUGAGUCAUUGCAACACAAAAGUGGUGGAGUAUUUGGAGCCAUUAAUGUCGAAAGAGCUUCUCUGCAAGUUUCCAGACAAUUCUGCUUUCGAUUUCGACUAUUCUCAGAGCUCAAUAUGGUCCCCUUUGGUCCCUCGAGCUUACAGUCACGUAGAUUUGGACUCCGAUUCGGAUUUCGCUUCGCCCAGAAAUCUUAAUCUCGAGAUGGGUUUUGAAUUAGGCAGCCCAACUUGCAGUUUCCAGAAAGUUGCUUCGAAGAAGAAGAUGACGACGGGUUUUGCUUUAAAUCUCAGCGCUUUGAAGAGCAAGACGAAGAACAAGAACAACAUUAAGAAGAAGUUGGUUUCUGAUUUCUCUUCAACUCCUUCGUUUAAGGGUACUUGCAAUCCCCUUACCAAAAAGGUUUGGAAUAAGGUGCUUAAAGCUGCAUCCAAACACUUCAAGAAAAAGAAGAAAGAUUCCACUGCCCAUGUGAGGCUGUUCAACUACAUUAGAAAGGAAAACAUUUGUUAGUGUUAAGUACUCUCGUGUUAAUUCAUUUCAUUUUACUAUUCUUUCAUGUACUGCUUGUAAUAAUCCUAUUCUUUUAUUUUUUUAAAAAAAAUUACCCCAUGUACUUACUUGUUCCUUUCCGGAAGAACUGAUAUUUACUGCUACUAUUCUGAUUCCGGAAGAACUGAGAUUUAUUGCUACUAUUCUGAGAUUUAUAGCUUAUUAGUUUUUCAUUUUAGGGAUUA